AUGCGUGCGACUACAGCAAUCUCGAGAACUUUUGGUGCUCGAUGUCUCACCCCAAUCGCUUCACCGCUUAUCGGUUUGCAUAGGCUCUCUGCUCAACACAAACUUGCAGUCGUACCGGAAUAUCGCGGGUUUUCCAACUCAACUUCACUUCACAAGAAGAAGGAUAAAUCACGAUCAUCUUCCGGCGCAGCGGCCGAAGAUAGAGCCCCUAAAGACUCAGUAGCUUCUGGUGACCCUUAUGACCUAUCCCAGCUCCAUGAUGGCAUUUCUGCUGCUUUGUCCAGCUUAAAAGAUGAUCUCUCCAAACUCCGUGGCGGUGGACGGUUUGAUAUAUAUGCCAUCGAGAGCUUGCGGGUGCAGCUCAGCAAAGCGAACAAAGAGACAUUGAGACUCGGAGACCUAGCCCAGGUGAUACCUAAAGGCGGACGCAUGGUUACAGUCUUGGCUGCGGAAGAAGAUCACGUUAAAUCAAUUAUCUCUGCAAUCAUUUCCUCUAAUCUAUCUUUGACCCCUCAAGCCGAUCCUCAUAAUGCUCUCCAGCUCAAUGUUCCCAUCCCACCACCUACGAAGGAAUCCCGGGAGCAGGCAGUUAUCAUGGCUAAGAAAGCGAUGGAGAAAGCCGUUACGGCAGUGCGGGAUUCGAGAGGCGGCGUACACAAACGACUCCAAGACAUGCAGAAAAAGAAGGCUGCUAGACCGGAUGAUGUGCGAAAGGCACAGGAACAGAUGGAAAAACUUUCAGAAAAGGGACAGAAAGAUGUGAAAGAACUAUUUGAAACGGCGAAGAAGGCCAUGGAGAGAGCGUAA
Molecule: messenger RNA, 807 nt
Organism: Aspergillus japonicus CBS 114.51
Lineage: Eukaryota; Fungi; Ascomycota; Eurotiomycetes; Eurotiales; Aspergillaceae
Product: ribosome-recycling factor
Exons: 2
Coding region: 1-807 (268 amino acids)
Biological process (GO): translation
Cellular component (GO): mitochondrion
Molecular function (GO): ribosomal large subunit binding
Source: RefSeq, a predicted model, not a curated record